ACAGUUCCAUAUGCCUUCCAUCUGUCAAUCUCACUCAACUGGUUUCUUUCUCUAUUCUCUGUUGUUUUUAUGUAAAAAGGUGAAGUGUGAAGAAAUAAGAAAAAGCAAAACGUACAAAAUUAACUCUUUUAUGGUGCAUUUUCUUCUGAUUUUUCCCCAAAUGGUCGAUUGCCCCAAAUCAAUUUAUUCCAAAAAUAAAGAUCGAAAAACUCAAACAAAGAAGUGCGUUUUAGAGUGUUGAGUGUAUUGUUGUGCGAAAGCACAAGAAAUUAGAAAAGUUCUCAAAAAAAAAAAUAAGAAGAGAACUGUCAGUGUCAAAAACACAACAGCAGCUGAACAACUGUAAAAUCCAAGUCCAAUUCACUUCCACUCAAGAUUCAACUCAUUGUCAUUCUUCGAAACAAGUGCAACAGAAAAAGAGCACAGAGAAAGAAAACGAAAAGUGAUUUGAUGGAAAAAAUAUUAUGUAGCAAUAUUUUCUUUUAUUUAAAUUAUAAAAUGAAUAAUUGACAUUCUUGGAUAAAUUAAAAUAUGAGAAAAAACAAGCUGAAUUUUUAGUGAAUUAUGUGAAUAGCAGGAAAAUAACAAAACAAGAAAAACCUGAUUUGGGAAUUCAAAAAGAGUUUUGCAGUUGGAGUUGAAACGAAAAAAGAACAUACAAUUCUAGAGUUCUAGACGACAAGGCAUUUCAUGAGGAUUUAUUCACUGGGAGCAUUAACAAAGCUGAACAUAAACUGAAGAAAAAAAAGGAGAAAGGCUAAAUACUUUUUUUUAGCUGUUCUGGUUGUUAUAGUUUUCUUCUUCAUAAUCCUAUACCUAAAAUAAUAUCACUGUCCGGGUGGUAGUGGUGGUGGUGGCGGUUGUGUUGUUGGUGGUGAAUUCUAUAUUCAGAUCUUAUCAUCAGACAUUGCAUUAUCGGUGAUUAAAAAAUCACCGUACAAACGAAUAGACAAUUACAACAAACAUGGUGAAGACAUUUCAAGCCUACCUCCCGUCGACGAAUCGAACGUAUUCCUGUGUUCACUGCCGUGCCCAUUUGGCCAGCCACGAUGAGCUUAUAUCGAAAUCAUUUCAAGGCAGCCAAGGUCCAGCAUAUCUCUUUAAUUCCGUUGUCAAUGUGGCCUGCGGUCAGACCGAGGAGCGAGUCCUUCUCACUGGACUGCAUGCUGUGGCCGACAUCUACUGUGAGUGUUGUAAAACACCACUUGGCUGGAAGUACGAACACGCUUUCGAGUCUAGCCAAAAGUACAAAGAAGGCAAAUACAUAAUAGAAUUAGCUCACAUGAUCAAGGAGAAUGGAUGGGAUUGAUUUGACCGACCGACCGACCGGGCGGACGAAUGUACAAAGUAUAUAUUUUUUUAAAAAUCGAAAUUAAAAAUAUUGUAAAUUUGUAACUCUCUUUCGGACCAAAAACAAAAACCAAAAUUACAAAAUCGAGAGAUGACGAUUUCUUUGCGAAUGGAGCAAAUUCCAAGGCUUGCAAAAUAAAUAAAAAACAGCUUGUUUGACAUAUUGAGGAGCUAAAACCACCAAUAAAACAAAAACAACAACAACAUUACCAUCAUAUUCAUACAAAUAAGAACACAAACACUGUAGAUUCCUUAUCGGCGCAUUUGCACAUACAAAAACCAAAGUUAAUCGACGACGACGUUUUGUCUUAUUUUGGGCUUGUACCUCUUCCUUAACCGUUUUUAUCUGUCCAAUUUAUCAAUAUCUCUAUGUCAAGCGCGUUGAUAACAAACAAAAUUAUUGUAAUACAUCGAUUAAGCUUUUAAUUUAUGACUAGCUAGCAAGAUGGCGCUUAAUUUAAACAAAUAAAUUGUAUUAAAAAUAAUUUAGAUUUAUCAAAAUCCUUGGAGAAAUAUAAGAGAAUUUAUAGAGACUGGAAUGGAAUUGAGGAUUUAAAAAAAAGAAGAAGAGAGUUGUCAAAAGGAAGAAAGAGAGGAAGAGGAGAGAACAGAAUCGAAGUCGAGGAACGAGGAACGAAAAAGUGGGAAAUAAAGGAUUUAUUUAUCAUUAACAUAAACAAAUACCAUUAUCUUUAGCUACUAAUAACCAUAAAACUGCCACUGAGCAUGUGAUGUUCUUUUAAAAAUUAAUCGACAAAAGAACACAUGGAUAAAUAAUUAAAAUUAUUAAAUAAGCAAACGGGAGAGCUAAAAGAGCGAACAUCAUUGCCAUUCUUUUGUACAUAAAACAAAAAAAUAAACAACUGCAUUACAUUGCAAAUUUAUUUCUCUAGACCCCCUAGAGAACGCAUUAAUGUGAUAUUUCAAAAAAGAAAACAUAAAACAAAAAGAAAACUAUUUAGAUAACCAAAAAGCACUUUCGCUAAAAGUGCUGCGCGCGGGAUUACAUUUUCUCUCUUUUAAUUUUUGUAAUUGAUUUAAGAGCGCAAAACUUUUAAUUUAUUAAAAUGCAAAUCGAAAUUGCUUAGAUAUGUUCAUUUAUUGUUUCUUAAGUUAAUAAUUUAUAAAAUGUAAAUUUUAACAAUGGAAACUGAUUUUGAAAAAAAAUAUCAAGUUUAAAAAAUGGCGUUAGAAGAGAUAAAAGCCGAAAGCUCUGAAAAAUGAAGAGAGCAAGAAAGAGAGAAAAGUUAAAAAGAGCGCUUUGAUAAGAAAAAUAAAGAAAUGAUUAAAAAAAACAUCAAAAUUAAUAAACAAAACACAAAACAUUUACAUUGCAUUAAAACAAAACAAAACAAAAAAUCAACUUGACCACCAAAACUUAGAAAACAAAAUACCGAACACGUUACAAAUAUAAACUACAAUAGAUCCUCUUAUUUUACUUCUAUUUAAAAAACAAAAUAAAUCAAAUAGUAUAUUUUACUUACUCUUACUGUGCAUAAAUAAAUUUAAACAAAAUAUUCAAUAACUAUCAAAUUUAAGAUAAAUAAAUAAAGAAAUAGUUGUAAACAAAAAAAAAUAAAUAUCCUUUUAGUAUUUUUGAAUUUUUGAAUCUACAAAAUCAGUAAAAUGAGAUUUAAAUCAUGAAAAGAAAAUAGAGAAAAAAACACUACUGGCAGCAGAGAGGAAGCGCAAGCUUAACAAACAUUAAAAUGAGUAUUUUUAUCAAAAAAAAGAUCUUUUAAGCUAUUUAUAUUUACAUUUAAAUAAAAAUAUUCAUUAUGGGUAAUAUUAACUAAUAUACAUAAAUAAAUAAAUUAUUAAUUAUAUAACAACAACAAUGAUCCCAGCAUGUAAACACUUGUGUAAUUGUUUAUUUUUAAAUAUUUAAAACAAAAGUGUAAAACGAUAAAAGAAAGACAAACACGAAUGGGUUAACACACCAUGGAGAAUGUAUUAUUUUGUUAUUAAAAUUUUUGCUGUAAGAAUAAUAUACACGUAAUAAUG
Molecule: messenger RNA, 3354 nt
Organism: Eupeodes corollae
Lineage: Eukaryota; Metazoa; Arthropoda; Insecta; Diptera; Syrphidae
Gene: Ypel
Product: protein yippee-like
Exons: 3
Coding region: 965-1309 (114 amino acids)
Source: RefSeq, a predicted model, not a curated record